GUAAAUUUACUUACUGUUUAUCCUUGGUUUGACAAGUUAGAGAAAAAAGACAAAGACUCCGCAUUUUGAUUCUUGGAAGAUCUGAUCUGAUAAACAAACAGAAAGAAAGACGGAAAUGGAGAAAGUGAAGAACAUGAUAAAGCCAAAGCCAAACCCGCAACAGCAAUUAAGAGAUUGGCAGCGUAGGCUUCGUCAGGAGUGCCGGAACAUUGAGCGCCAAAUUCGAGAUAUACAGAGAGAAGAGAGAAAUGUACAGAAAGCAAUAAAAGAUGCUGCUAAGAGAAACGAUAUGGUCUCCGCCAAGGCACUUGCAAAGGAACUUGUGCAUUCUAAAAAAACAGUGAACCGUCUUUAUGAAAAUAAGGCGCAAAUGAACUCAAUAUCAAUGCACCUUGGGGAAAGCGUUGCAAUUGCACGUACUGUGGGGCAUUUGGAAAAGAGUGCUGAAGUUAUGAAGCUUGUCAAUAACCUUAUGAAGGCUCCUGAAGUAGCCAUCACGAUGCAAGAGUUCAGCAAAGAAAUGACAAAGGCUGGGGUGAUCGAGGAGUUUGUGAAUGAUGCUGUUGAUUCAGCACUGGACUCUGAUGAUAUAGAAGAAGAGAUAGAAGAAGAAGUUGACAAGGUCUUGACAGCAAUUGCUGGUGAGACUGCUGCACAGCUGCCUGAAGCAGUCAGGAGGGAAAAAGCCAAGCAGCCUGCUCAGACAGCAGGAACUGCACAAGAGGAGGAAGCCAUCGCUGAGGGUGUUGAUGAUGAGGAAGAACUCGAAGCAAUAAGGGCCCGACUUGCUAAAGUCAGGUCAUAAUUCACUCUAUCUAGUCCAAUUUAACCAUCAGAAUGGAGAAAGAUGUGAGUACAUUUAUGUGCAUGUAUCCUCAUGAUGAAGGUUACAAUUUCCCGUCUGACACCAAGAAAGAACAUUGAAAAUACGUAUCUGUAUAUAUAAAGCAGCAUUUUACAGACUAGCUAGCGGCUAUCUGUACAAUAUAGAUCAAUCAUCUAACAUAUUAAGGAUUAUAUCUGCUGUAUCUCCCUCCUGUUUUUAUUAAUUGAGUGGAAAUCAACCAUAUUAUUUGAA
Molecule: messenger RNA, 1078 nt
Organism: Mangifera indica (mango)
Lineage: Eukaryota; Viridiplantae; Streptophyta; Magnoliopsida; Sapindales; Anacardiaceae
Product: vacuolar protein sorting-associated protein 24 homolog 1
Exons: 6
Coding region: 116-805 (229 amino acids)
Biological process (GO): endosome transport via multivesicular body sorting pathway; protein transport; late endosome to vacuole transport
Cellular component (GO): multivesicular body; ESCRT III complex
Source: RefSeq, a predicted model, not a curated record